AUGGCUUUCGUAACCAGGCAGUUCGUGCGCUCCAUGUCCUCCUCCUCCACCGCCACGGCCUCAGCGAAGAAAAUCCUCGUCAAGCACGUGACGGUCAUCGGCGGUGGGUUGAUGGGCGCCGGCAUUGCCCAGGUUGCUGCAGCAACUGGCCACACAGUAGUGUUGGUGGACCAAACAGAGGACAUCCUGGCAAAAUCUAGAAAGGGAAUUGAGGAAAGUCUUCGGAGAGUGGCCAAGAAGAAGUUUGCAGAAAACCCCAAGGGUGCUGACGAGUUUGUGGCGAAGACCCUGAGCAGCAUAUCGACCAGCACGGAUGCAGCGUCCGUGGUCCACAGCACACACUUGGUGGUGGAGGCCAUCGUAGAGAAUCUGCAGGUGAAGAACGAGCUGUUCAAGAGGCUGGACAAGUUUGCUGCCGAACACACAAUCUUUGCCAGCAACACUUCCUCUUUGCAGAUCACAAGCCUAGCCAAUUCCACCACCAGACAGGACCGAUUUGCCGGGCUCCAUUUCUUCAACCCAGUGCCUUUGAUGAAGCUUGUGGAGGUCAUUAAAACACCAAUGACCAGCCAGAAGACAUUUGAAUCUCUGCUAGACUUCAGCAGAGCCCUGGGAAAGGAUCCUGUUGCUUGCAAGGACACGCCUGGGUUUAUCGUGAACCGUCUUCUGGUGCCAUACCUCAUGGAAGCAGUCAGGCUGUGUGAACGAGGUGACGCAUCCAAGGAGGACAUCGACACUGCUAUGAAGCUGGGUGCCGGGUACCCCAUGGGUCCAUUUGAGCUUCUCGAUUAUGUUGGGCUGGACACUACCAAGUUCAUCCUGGAUGGUUGGCAUGAAAUGGACUCAAAGAACCCCCUGUUUCAGCCCUGCCCAUCCCUGAAUAAGCUGGUAGCAGAGAAAAAGUUUGGCAAAAAGUCUGGAGAAGGAUUUUACAAAUACAAGUGA
Messenger RNA from Rangifer tarandus platyrhynchus (Svalbard reindeer), 945 nucleotides. The record is from the annotation of a GenBank genome assembly. NCBI's taxonomy places the organism in Eukaryota, Metazoa, Chordata, Mammalia, Artiodactyla, Cervidae.